AUGCUGACGAGUCGCUGCUGCCAGCUGGGCCACAUCGUUGAGGACUUUCCGGUGUCCGUCCGCAGCUCAGUCAGCCUCCCGAAGAUCGAUUCCAAGCUGCCGCUCCAGCCUCGGCAACAGAAGCCCGGCACUGAGAUGAACUUUCGCCGCUCGGCCGCUUUGGCCUUGGUCGCCGCCAUAGUGGCUCCAAAGCGGGCGAGGGCCAGGUGUACAAACAUCGAUGAGUGCCGCGAAAUUGGAGAUCGGCGCAGCGACGAGCUCGAGGCCGCCAAGGGCGCCCUCGUGGACUUGGGCCAAGGCUUGCGCUACCGCGAGGCGCGAGUCGGCACGGGAGCAGAAGUGCGGGAGGACAGCAUCGUGGAGGUGCGCGCCACGGUGGGGGACUACAUCUACAGCUACGGCCGCGGGCGGCCCGAUAUGCCGAAGAGCGACUUCGGGGAGCUCCCGAAGGCUCAGCAGCUGGAAGUGAAGUCGAGUGGGCUGAAAGCCACGGAUAAGCUGAACCGCUGGCUGACGGUUCAACUUGCAAGGUUUCAGCAGAUCUGCCACACGGCCAGCAAGAACGGAGCAGACAGCGCCCGCUGCAGCAUCAGCGAGGUGGACCUGCAAGGCUUUAGCUUGCAGGAGGUUUGCGACAAGCUGAAGCACAAGCUCAGCAGUCUGGGUCUUGCAGAGCUGUCGGUGCUUUGCUCCAUGGGCGUCGUCACCCUCCACGCCUCCUGGGCCGGCGUGAAGCCAACACCUGAGGAUCAGGCGAGGGACAUGCCCAGGAUUUGGUGUUAUCCUCGCACCUUCUCUUCGUUGCGGAGCCAGGUCUAG
Messenger RNA from Symbiodinium natans, 819 nucleotides. The record is from the annotation of a GenBank genome assembly. Lineage: Eukaryota; Dinophyceae; Suessiales; Symbiodiniaceae.